AUGAUGGGACGACGACGACGACAAAAACGAUCAUCGCAAAAGCUGAUUCUUCUUCUUCUUCUUUUGUUGUGUGCUGUUUUUCUUCUUCUUCUUCUUCAGGAGGAGGAUUUGGUCGUUUUCGUGGUGGCGAAAGCGCCUUCGGGUUCGUCGUCUGAAUCGUCGUUCGCCGCGUCGUGCGGGACGUGCCAAAGAUGCGCGACUGUAUCGGAAGAAGAAGAAGACAAAGGUUUUGAAGAAAGUAUUGAAGAAAGAGGAGCGGACAAAAACGAGCGUUUUCGCCGUUCCUCUUUAUCUUCUUCUUCUUCGUCCUCUGACGAAGGGCACGACAACGCCAAAGCGAAAGAGCUCGCGGAAAACGGCAAGAAGUGCGACGUGUGCUUCGGGUGCACGCACGUUUUGAAAGAGAUGGUGAGAACGGUGACGAUGAAAAAUAAGACGUACGAACCGGAAAUAGGCGCAUCGCCGGCGACGCUGGUGAAAGUGAAAAGGAGAGAGAAGAAGACGACGACGACGAAGAGCGACGAAGAAGACGAGGAGUGGGCGAUUGCAAAGAUGUGGUGCGUGGGAGAAAAAAAGAAACCGGACGGCGCGACGGUGGAUCAAGGCGGCGCCGACGUGUGCUAUCGAAAAGAAGGAAACGUAAUCGUAGACGCGACGUCGCCGCAGCGCACGAAAGCCGUGAGAACGAUGCGGAAUUCAGUGACGAUGCAAAAGAUUCUCGAUUAUUGCGACGCGUCGGAAAUUUCCGUGCGACACUGGACAGAGCGCGUGAAGAGCGUGCAUCCCAGCAAUACUCGAAAGAUAGAAACGGACGCGCUAUUCAUGUCUAUCGCGCCGGGAAUUUCAAUCACGCAAUUAGAUGGACGGCUGGUGAAAAGUGACCCGAUUGGCGCUCGCGACGCGUUGGCGAACGUCGAUCACGAGUCUGUCGUGAAAGCGGCGGUGAUGGAUGCUUUGUUAGGUCAAUGCGAUCGACACGGUGAAAAUAUAUUCAUCGACGUGGUGAACGAAACGUAUUCGAAAAUGACAUUCAUAGAUAACGAUCAAAUGUUUGGACGCGGUUGGAGAGCGUGCGUGACGGAGUCGGUAUUCAUACCAGGGAGCGAAAAGUUCAGCAUUGCGAGAUUUUCUAACUCACACGUAAACGGCGACGCAGAUGCGAGGAGAGUAAAAACCUCGGUAAGCUUGAGCGUGAUGUUGGAUUACAGGUGUCACGCGAGAGAUGGAUUCUUGGGCAAAAACUCAUUCGGGGACAAAUUAGACACGUGUUUAAGUGAACUCGCGAAUAUGCGCAUCGAAGAAGCGAUGAAUAAGUUUGAGUUUUUCGACGAGAAAGAUGCAAAGUUCGUUCUCGAAAGAGCGAAAGGUUUAAAAGAGUUUGGAUUUGAAAGAGCAAUGUUGCGUUGGCAACGAAACUCGGGCUUGAAAAAUGUAGGCAUCGGUAAGAAUUUUCGAGCAUUCCCGUGGCCGGCCACGUGUUGCUAUCCUUCGUUGUCACAUUCGCAAGGCGAGAACACAGCUUUGCUUUCGUGCGAAACCGAUACGAGUCAACGCUUGAAGUGUAAAGGUGGGGCGGACGCGUGCAUGUUUUCCGGAGGCUGGGAAGCAGUCGCUUGA
Molecule: messenger RNA, 1617 nt
Organism: Bathycoccus prasinos
Lineage: Eukaryota; Viridiplantae; Chlorophyta; Mamiellophyceae; Mamiellales; Bathycoccaceae
Exons: 1
Coding region: 1-1617 (538 amino acids)
Source: RefSeq, a predicted model, not a curated record